Owenia fusiformis is the source of this 2035-nucleotide messenger RNA. Lineage: Eukaryota; Metazoa; Annelida; Polychaeta; Sabellida; Oweniidae. The record is from the annotation of a GenBank genome assembly.
GAAAUUUCUUCCCUGGCACUGGUUAAGGAUCCAAUUAGGAGGGGUAUGCAUUUCUAGUUUUUGCAAGAGUCUAGUAAACUGCCAAAGCACACAACUGCAUCUCCAGCAGUUUGCCAGUUUCUGGUACAAUACCAGAUCCAAGAAUAACACUGACUCAAGAACUGCAUUAUAAUGUACCAAGAGCAUUAAUGUGGGAAGAGCAUGGGGAUUUCAUGGAGACGUUUUCUAUGAUGAAUGAUCUAUGGAUAUGGACAUAUAUUCAUAGAUGAAGUUUAGUGCAGCUACAACAAGAAAGAUGAAGAUGUUAAUGAGGCUUGCAAAGAGGUCAUUAAUCUGGAUCUCCCUUAUUGGACUGGCAUUCUUCAUAUCAACAAUCAUUCACCAACUUUCUGGAGCAAACAAACUUCCAAGUACAUCAUCCAUAACGUUAAAGCAACCAGACAGAGCUAGUAUACACCAGGAUACACCCAAAAAAAGUUUAGAUUUGCCAGUAAUCAUUAAGCCGAAGAUAUCAAAGGAGGAUUAUCAAGCCGCUGAAGAUGAUAUGAAAUAUCGUAAAAGUCAUGUAGAAGACACUUGUAAAAGACUGGGCAAGACAGGAGGUCAGCUUUCAGCAGUCACGCUUAAGCAUAUUGUUGUUGAUGACAAAUAUAAGUAUUUGUACUGUUACAUACCCAAGGUUGCUUCAGGUAGUUGGUUACGGCUACUUCUACCAUUGACCUACCCCAAUAUAAGUAUUGCGCAGAGUGACAUACAACAUAGGGAGCAGGUUCGGAAGCUCAGUGAUUAUUCGCCAGAGGAAAGACUUUUCCGACUAUAUAAUUAUCUCAAAUUUACUUUUGUCAGGAAUCCAUAUGAGCGAUUUCAGUCAGCAUUUGCGAAUAAGUUCACAGAACCCAAGAUAGAAUCCAUACGCAAAUCAAUUGGUCCAACUAUUCUCCGACGAUACAGGAAGAAUCCUACUGAAGAAUCAUUGAAGACUGGAGAAUGGGUCCAAUUUCACGAGUUUGUCCAAUAUCUUAUAGACCCAAGAACUAAAUCCUUUAAUGAACACUGGGACAGAUUUACUUCGUUAUGUGAUCCAUGCAAUGUAAACUAUGACAUCAUUGGUAAAUAUGAGACUAUAGUCAGAGAUGGAAAUUAUAUGCUAUCAAGGAUAAAUGCAAGUGCCACAUUCACUUAUAAGCCAUAUAAAUCUGCCCAGACAACAUUUAAAGUUAAGAAAGCCUAUGGGAAAGUUUCACCAGCUGAUUUCCGUAGUCUUGGAGACACUUUCCAGGAUGACUUUGACAUAUUUGAAUAUGACAAAACAAGAUUAACAAACACACUGUAACAUCAGAACUUGAACAAAAAAUAGCAAAAUGUUAUAUAAAACAUUUCUAGGUAGUCUUCAUUCCUGAUUUAUUGUUAUAAAAAUUUAAAAACACAUAUCGGUGAUUUCCCCAGCACUGAACCAACUGCAACCUGAUGACAUUUCAAAAAUUAUGAGCCACCCUGUUUGUAUCCUGUUAACAGGUUAAAAAGAUGAAAUACAUGUAUUAAGAUAAUUUGACCAACCUGUGUAAAAUAUAGGAUUUAGGACUUGAACCCACAGACAUUCGAUCUAUUUUAAAUCUCAGCAUUCAUUAAAAUACUCAUGAAAAUAUAUCAUAAAUCAAGUCACUAAAGAAAUAGAAAUACAUGUACAUUUGUAAAUAGAGAUUAUCCUGGGGUCAUUAACAGAAACUUCGUAAAGUUACAAAUUUGUAAAUCAAUUGUUGUAACCAUGGAUACAAGGAAAUCACAGUAAGAGAACAAUGGAUUUUUUAAAUUUUUUAACUUAACAAAUUAUCUGUUAAUGGCCCCCUGAUGUGGUUCAGAAUACUGGGAUAGCAUCGAGGGAUAAUCCCAAUAUUCUUUCUCAUUUAUUUCAUAAUUUGUUCAUUUUGAGGUUAAUGUGUAUUUUUGAAAGGACAUGUAUAUGUACCUAUUUAUGGAACAUAGAAAUAUGUCAUACUGAAUUAUUGAAGGCAAAUAAAAAUAACAAGGAAUACUC